This is a messenger RNA of Scheffersomyces amazonensis, 2323 nucleotides long. RefSeq lists its product as uncharacterized. NCBI's taxonomy places the organism in Eukaryota, Fungi, Ascomycota, Pichiomycetes, Serinales, Debaryomycetaceae. The transcript has a single exon. The record is from RefSeq and is a predicted model, not a curated record. Bases 42 to 2318 code for a protein of 758 amino acids. Gene Ontology annotation, molecular function: protein binding.
GUGAAAAUUUACCAUUUACCAUUUCUCUUAUACCAUCAGCCAUGCUACGAUAUACGCACGGUUGUACGGUUGUACGGCCACUCCAGCAAUGGAGAGGGCUUUUUGUAAUGGCUAGUGAGAAAAAGCCCGUACCUAAAAAGUCAUAUAAGAGGAAACCUAAAGAGUCUCAAUCUCAAUCAUAUAAAGAUCUUACUCAAUCUAGUGGAAGAAUCCUGAGAAUAGAAGAAACCGUAUAUAAAAAGCGAUUGGCGGAACUUCGUCAGUUGACUAAGACAUUAUCUGCCAAUAUCAAUCGGAUAGAAGAACAUAAGAAGGAGAGAAAUGAACUUAGUCAUGUGCUAUUACCAUCACAAAUUGAGAAGUCUGUAGAUCAAGUGCAUAAGAGUAUAAGUUCAGAUACAACCACUAGUAAUAGUACCACCAGUACUACUUCUACUAGUACUACUUCUACUAGUAGUACGACUCCUACUGGCACUAUAUCACCUCAUUUACUUAUCGUCCCCACCAUGAAAAUCCCCGACUCCGUAGCCGAAAGACUUGGAUUAUCAUUAAAGUAUUUGGUUAAUGAAAAAUCUCAAAACUGGCCCAGAGUUUUAGAAGAACUUAAGAAAUCUGAAGGAUUUAAAGGCUUAAAUUCCCAAACAGUUACGGCAUUUAUAGCCUGUAUACCUCAGAAACAUUUAGUAUACUUAAUUCCUGAACUUCAAGCCCUUUUAAAUGAUGCUAAUAUAAAACUUCAACCCAGUAUGAUACAUUUAUUUAUGAAGGGAGUUGCUUAUGGUACUACUAUAAAUGAUACAUCUAUUGCUAUUUUAGAACUGUAUUAUAAAAGACUUGAAUCGCUUGAAACUCCUCGAUUACUGACAUUUGAACUUAUGAUAAAAGCUUAUGGGAAAUGUAAUAGAAUGAUAGAUAUUAAUAAGAUGUUAUUAAGAAUGAAACAAUUAGGUUUAGAAACUAAUAAAACAGUGUUAUCUAAUCUUUUAAGUACUUGUGUAUAUAAAGCAAGAGAUCAUAAUCAAGCCAUACAAAUCUUUGAUUCUAUGAAAUUCUUUUCAAAAUCAACUAAUCCUGGUACAAAGGAAUAUCAAGAUAUGAUAGUUUCAUAUAUUAAUAAUGAUGAUAUUGAAAAGGCUCUUGAUUUAUAUCAAGAAAUGCUUAAGGAUAAUAUCGAUAUAAAUCAAUCCAUUAUGGUGGCUCUAGCCCGAGGAUGUUAUAGUCGAGAAAUCUUUAGAUAUAAAGCAUGGGAUUUUAUGUUUGAAAUUAGACAACAUGGUUGGACUCCUACUUUAGAAACGUUUGAGUAUAUGUUAUACUUAUCGGCCAAAGAUGGAGAUUUAGCUCUUGCAAGAGCUUUAUAUGCUAAUUUAUUACUGCUGAAUUCUACUAGUGCCAGAUCAUUUUCUUUAAUGCUUGUGGGUUAUGCAAAAUCUUCUUAUUUAUCAUCCACUGGGUAUAAACCUCCCUUAAUUUCAUUUAAUGAAAAUGGUCGAGUAUUUAGAAGAAAUAUCAUUUCAGAAUUCUUGAAAUCCAAUACUGAUGAAUUACCUUUAUUACCAAUAGAAGAGUUAACUACCUCUCAACAAAUCUUAGCGGAAUCCAGUGCUUUAUGGGCAUAUACUCAGUUAAAUAAUCCUCAAUUCAUUAAUAAAGAAAGUACUACUUCUUACUUAAACAUUGCUGCAGAAGUAGGAACUAUGGAUGAUUUUAAAUAUCGGUACAAUAGUGCCACUUACCUUAAUGAAGAAGGAUUAGCCGGAACCAGAACUAUAAUUGAAGAGCCAGAAGAAACAGAGCCAGAGGCACAACCACAACCAAAAGAAAUCAUCAAAUCUCCUAUGCUUACCCAAAUUGAACAGAGAAAGUCGGAAAUUAAAGUGCCUCGAGUUCCUCUAACUUAUCAUGUAGCCCUUAAAGCCGCAGCCAAAUUUAAAGAUUAUCAAUUUGCUCAACAAGUAUGGCAAGAACGAGGGAAAUUCCGGAAAACUUCUAGUUUCCGAGAAUUAUCACGAACAGAAAAGGAUAAACUGGAUUUUGAAUUUGCCAGUAGUAUGGUAUUAGCCUUAACUAAAAUGAAUAUGUUAAAUGAUGCCUUGGCUAUAGUACUUAGUACUGAAUAUCAAUUUAAAUGGUCAUGGAGACAAUUAAGUCAAUUGAAUGAAGCCGCUAAAGAAAUUGGACUGGACGUAACUUCACAAACUCUUUAUGGGAUUGUUAGAAGAUCGCAAAUUAAGCAUAAUGGGAAGAUGAGAAGGAAAGAUUAUAAGUUGUAUCUUCUUAAUAAGAAGGAUGCCAAUUCUGUAAAUAAUGUAUAUUAAUAGAC